This is a messenger RNA of Corticium candelabrum, 879 nucleotides long. RefSeq lists its product as uncharacterized. Lineage: Eukaryota; Metazoa; Porifera; Homoscleromorpha; Homosclerophorida; Plakinidae. The record is from RefSeq and is a predicted model, not a curated record. The transcript has a single exon. Bases 145 to 738 code for a protein of 197 amino acids.
UCCUGGCUUAACACGAUUCCAGAAUCAGCAAAAUUCGCACUCUCACCUUACGAAUUCCGUUUGGCGUGUUUGCUGAGAUUGGGUCUAUCUUUGCCGGCUGUCAGAUGGAUUGAGCAGUGUGAUUGUGGAACUGCAUUAGACGAAAUGGGAUACCACUUGCUGACUUGUAAGAAGGGUGGUGGGCCUGUUUGGUCACACGAUUCGAUAGUAAGUGAAUGGGAUGACUGUUUGCGGCAGCUGCAGAUUCACCACAAAAAGGAACCGAGGGACAGAUACAAUGAUAGCAACAACAGACCGGACAUCGCUGUCUUUGAUGUUGGCUCUGGUGCCAAUGUAGAACUAGAUGUAGCCCUUUCACAUCCAUGGGCAUCGGACAUUGUGAGUCAGGCUGCUGAGAAAGACGGGGCAGCAGCAGCAAGAAGAGAGGACAGGAAGACAAAAAAAUACAGUGAGCUAAAGCUCGCUGGAAUGUCUUCAAUGAGAUUUGUUCCCCUCGUCAUGGAACACUUUGGUCGCUGGGGUGAAGAAGCCACAAAGUAUCUACAGGAACUAUCUCGCCGAUCAUGUGAUGAUGCUGGCAACAAUAACUGCAAUGAGUUUAUGUGCUUUUGGCGAAAGCGGUUUUCAAUAACACUACAGCGGUGCAAUGCAAAGACAAUAGCAAAAAAAAUUUCUAUUCUUACCUUUAAUAGUUGUAACACUGUAGAUGACUUUGUCACACAAUUUUACAUACAUUAGGUAUAGAUAGCAGUAUAGUUGUAGUGGCCGCAUAGAGCCUGCUUAAACUCACCUUCUCUUCAUUAGCCUGUAGUAGUGUUCAUGUUUGAAAUAUAUGAGGAUUGACAGACAGACAGACAGACAGACACACAGACAGACAGA